AUGUACGACUAUGCGCAAGUCCACGUCAAAUACACCAUCCCUCCGGCCAUAGUUCUGACUAUAGUCCUCGCUCCCCUCUUCACGCGGCGGGACAUCUUCAAAAUAUGUUUUCUACUGGUUGUGGCUGUGGCCUACACGAUUCCAUGGGAUUCGUACCUAAUCACAACUGGAGUUUGGACCUAUCCCUCAGAUGUUAUUGUGGGACCGACAGUGUUUGAUAUCCCGGCCGAAGAGUUGUUCUUUUUCAUAAUCCAGACAUAUAUUACCGCUUGUCUACAGAUCCUGCUGAGUAAAUCAGUUGUUACGGCAACUUAUCUGCACAACGAGGCCGAUGGUCAAGAUCCAGUCGGCAGAUCAUUGAAGAAACGCAAACGGGUUGGCCAAGUCAUUCUGUCAUUAUGUUCGAUACUUCCACUCUUCAUGCGAGGUGGCCAUGCUACAGGCACAUAUAUGAAACUCAUCCUUGUAUGGGCCGGGCCUGUUCUAUUCAUGCUUUGGACGUUUGCAUAUCAGCUCCUCCUGACGUUCUCAUGGUCCAAGACAUGGUUGCCGAUAAUGCUGCCAACCCUCUACCUCUGGGUCAUUGAUACGCUCGCUCUGCGCCGAGGUACCUGGUGCAUUGAGUCAGGCACUAAGCUCGGUAUUCAGGUAUGGCCUCAUUUGGACAUUGAAGAGGCUGUUUUCUUCUUGAUGACCAACACUCUGGUCGUCUGUGGUUCAAUUGCGUACGACAACGCCGCUGCGGUCCUGGAUGCUUUCCCCAGCACGUUUGCCGUCGUACCAGGCAUACCGUCGCCUGCACUCUUGCUCAAGGGUAUUUUCCUGUCUACGUCCAAAUAUGACAUCGCGCGCAUUCGAGGGUUACAAAAUGCGCUAGAAGUGCUUGCGCGGAAGAGUCGGUCUUUCUACCUUGCAUCCGGGGUUUUUGCUGGACGGCUGAGGAUAGACCUGAUCUUACUCUACGCCUUCUGCAGAGUAGCAGACGAUCUGAUCGACGAUGCACCGUCUGCUGAGGAGGCAGACAGCUGGGUAAAACAUUUUUCGAAUUUCUUGGACACGGCUUACUCCCCAAAAUAUGACCGAGCCCGGUUCGAGCAGGCUCUGGCCCCCUUCCCGGCCAAGGCACAGUCCAUCUUGGUACUCCUGCCAACCGACAAAUUGCCCCCACAGCCUCUAUACUCGCUGCUCGAUGGCUUUCGUAUGGACCAGCGGUUCUUCAGAAAAGGGCCGAACCAGGAUCCGCCUAUACAGACUUUUGCUGACCUGGAGCGUUAUGCAUCCUGCGUGGCAGCAACUAUUGGAGAACUGUGCUUGAGCCUCGUUUAUCAACAUGACCCCGACCAUCUCACAGACGAGACAACCAAGCAAAAGUGUGUCGCAGCUGGAGGUGAAAUGGGAAGAGCGCUGCAAUAUAUCAACAUUGUGCGAGAUGUAACAACCGACGCUCAAUCAGGGAGAUGCUAUAUCCCAAACGAAUGGUUCAACAAGUCCUCGGCUUCUUCUCCUGUCAAGCACAAUGAGGAAGUGGCUCGUCACCGCAAGCGGAUCCUGGACAUUGCUUUUGCCAUCUACGCUGAAAAUCGGGACGCGAUCGAGGAGCUCCCUCGGUACGCACGAGAUGGAAUUCGUGUUGCUGUGGAGAGCUACAUGGAGAUUGGGAGAGUCAUGCGUGACCGAAUGCAGGAGGGCAAGCCGUUAGAUUUCACGGGCGGCGGGAAGAAAGGAAGGGCCAGCGUACCCAAAUGGACAAGAAUAUGGGUGGGUUGGAGGACCAUGGCAGGCUGGAGAGGUUCAGCCUGA
Capronia coronata CBS 617.96 is the source of this 1800-nucleotide messenger RNA. RefSeq lists its product as uncharacterized. Gene Ontology annotation, biological process: biosynthetic process. Bases 1 to 1800 code for a protein of 599 amino acids. The transcript is spliced from 5 exons. The record is from RefSeq and is a predicted model, not a curated record. Lineage: Eukaryota; Fungi; Ascomycota; Eurotiomycetes; Chaetothyriales; Herpotrichiellaceae. Gene Ontology annotation, molecular function: geranylgeranyl diphosphate synthase activity; intramolecular lyase activity.